AUGCGUGUCGCAGCGCACGUGGUUCUCGUCCUGUUCGCCGUGGCUCUGCAAGCCAGCGCUCACGAUGAUGACAUCGACUUGGACACGCCGGAGUUGCUUGAGAAGUACGGGUACCCGUGUGAAGAACACGUCGUGGAAACUGAGGAUGGCUACAUUCUGCGGAUGUUCAGGAUCCCCUACGGUAAGGCCUCGCCUCUCGUCCCGGGACAACGCAAGCCCGCAGUGUUGGUGCAGCACGGCCUCAUGAACAGCGCAGACGACUGGGUCAUCAUGGGGCCCAACGGCUCCCUGGCAUACAUUCUGGCUGACGAAGGGUACGACGUUUGGCUCGGCAACAUCCGUGGAAACUGGUACUCACAGAGACAUCGUACCCUAUCUCCAGAACAGAACAAAUUCUGGAAUUUCAGCUGGCACGAACAUGGUAUUUAUGACAUGCCGGCACAAAUAGACCAUGUCUUAAACACGACUGGGCACCAGCAGAUCUAUUAUGUGGGACAUUCCAUGGGGACGACAAUGUUCUACGUCGGAAUGUCAAUGAAGCCUGAGUACAACGAAAAGAUUCGUGCCAUGUUCAGCUUGGCGCCAAUUGCUUACAUGAACCAUAUGAUCAGCCCACUGUUCCAACUCUUGGCACCUUUUACAACGUCCGCUCAGGUGCUUAUGGAUCUAAUUGGAGCAAGCAAAUUUACUCCUAGCCAAGAGAUGAUCAGGCUUAUUCAGCCAAAGAUCUGCAAAGAAAAAGCAAUUACAGAACCAAUGUGUACCAAUGUAGUAUUUCUCAUCUGUGGCUUUGAUAAGGAACAGAUCGUUAAGGAAAAGCUAGCGGCAAUUUCUGCACACAUCCCUGCUGGAUCCUCCACCAGGCAGUUCAUACAUUACGCGCAAGGCAUAGACAAAGGCCACUUUAGGCAGUACGACUAUGGCAUCGUGGAGAAUAUGAGGCGCUACCGCCAACGUGCGCCACCUGAUUACAAGCUUAUCAACGUCAAGGCUCCGGUUUAUCUUUUCUACAGCCUUAACGACUGGCUGGCAGGACCUAAGGACAUUGAUCGUUUGUACACUCAACUAGGAAAUCCAAAGAAGAAGUUCAAGAUUGAAUACAAGAAAUUUAAUCAUCUCGAUUUCACAUACGGCAAAGAUGCACCUAAGUUAGUUUAUAAACAUGUAUUGGACCUGAUGAAGAAAUACGAGCAAGGGGAUUUGUAA
Messenger RNA from Schistocerca serialis cubense, 1206 nucleotides. Its product is annotated as lipase 3-like. Bases 1 to 1206 code for a protein of 401 amino acids. Gene Ontology annotation, biological process: lipid metabolic process. The record is from RefSeq and is a predicted model, not a curated record. Gene Ontology annotation, molecular function: hydrolase activity, acting on ester bonds. Lineage: Eukaryota; Metazoa; Arthropoda; Insecta; Orthoptera; Acrididae. The transcript is spliced from 8 exons.